GCAAAGAACACAUGUGUCCAUGAACUCGCAGCUUUUACAGAUUUUUAUCUAUCUUCCACAAAAUUCUCUCGUAACGGAGAGAAAGAUUAAAAAAAGAGAGAGCUUGUUUUCUUUUUUGGAGCUUUCCCUUUUGUCUAUCAAGCUCACCACCGAGGAGAAAAUAUCUUCCUCUUCUUCUUCUUCCAUUAACCUCUCUCAAAGUAAGUAAGAAGAAAAAAAAGACCCAAAAUCCAAAUGCCAUGUACACAUCUUCCUCUUCUUCUUCUUGUCCUCGUGUUUCUUUUCCCACUCUCUGCUUGUGCAAAGAACAACAAGGCCAUCACCAUCAUCAAAGGAAACCAGACGAUUCUGAGUCUCCAAAGCAUUUUCCGGCUUGGCUUCUUCAUCCCCUCCACCAAUGGCAAUUGGUAUUUGGGUAUCUGGUAUGCAUCUUCACCCAAACCCGUUUACGUCUGGGUCGCCAAUCGCAACCGCCCCGUUUCUGAUCCAGACUCCUCCACACUCGAGCUCACCUCCACCGGCUACCUAAUCCUCAGCAACUCCCGCGACGGCGUCGUUUGGCGAACCGACAACAAAGAUCCAGCCACCGGUUACCGCUUCUCCGACUCCGGUAACCUGAUUUUAACCGGAAAAAACGGUUCCCCGGUUUGGCAGAGCUUUCAAAACCCAACCGACACGUGGCUCCCGGGCAUGAACGUCACGAGUCGAACCGCUUUCACCUCGUGGCGAACCCCCUCGGACCCUUCCCCGGGGCUUUACUCGCUGAGGCUGAGCCCGAGCUUCAACGAGUUCCAGCUUCUCCACAACGAAACGACGCCGUACUGGUCAACAGGGAACUGGACGGGAGAAUCCUUCCUAGGCGUCCCGGAGAUGACCGUUCCUUACAUCUACAGCUUCCACUUCGACUACCCCUACACUCCCGCGGCGUCGUUUCGUUACAUCGUCACGCCCACCUCCGACUCUGCCCCAGGGGUCGGCCAGCCGCGCCUCUCCCGGUUCGUGGUCGACUCCAACGGCCAGCUCAAGCAGUGGACGUCGGAGAUGCAGAACUGGAUCACGUUCUGGUCGCAGCCCGAGGAUCAGUGCCGCGUUCACGCCCUCUGCGGCCAGCUAGGCUUCUGCAGCAGCACCAGCAAGCUACUCACCCCCUCUGCCUGCAUGUGCAUCCGCGGUUUCCUCCCCAAGAACGCCGCCGCCUGGGAAUCUAUGGAUUACAGCGACGGAUGCAGCCGUGAAUACGGCGACUCCUGCGACGGGAGAGAUACUUUCGAGGCGGUGGGAGAUCUCCGGUACGACGGCGUUGUGCAGAUGUCGCGGUUACAGCAGGUAAGCAAAAGCUCUUGCGAGAAAAGCUGCUUGGGUAACUGUUCUUGCGUUGGGUUUUAUCAUAACUACAAGUCGAAUCUCUGCAAAAUGUUACUCGAACCGCCGAUGAAUAUCAAGAACUCCAGCUCCUGGACUGGAACCACCGACGAUGUUCUGUAUAUAAGAGAUCAGAUUAAAAAGAGCUCAAAGAGAAGCGUUUCUACAUCCAUUAUUAUACUCUGCUGCGUCGUCGGGUCUAUCUCAGUUCUCGGGUCUACUUUAUUUGUGCUAUUGAUUCUCUUGAGGAAGAGCGAGAAGACAAAGAAAGAAGAGGAAGAUGGUUUUGCUGUGUUGAAUCUGAAGGUCUUCUCUUUCAAGGAGCUUCAUAAAGCUACCAACGGGUUCUCGGAGAAGCUCGGACACGGCGGUUUCGGCGCUGUUUUCAAAGGUACGUUACAUGAUUCUUCAACCUUCGUGGCUGUGAAGCGCUUAGAGAGACCUGGAAGCGGCGAGGGAGAGUUCCGGGCAGAGGUGUGCACCAUUGGGAACAUUCAGCACGUUAACCUCGUUAGGCUUCGAGGUUUCUGCUCAGAGAAUCUUCACAGGCUUCUUGUCUAUGACUACAUGCCAAACGGAUCGUUGAGCUCCUACUUGUCAAGAACAAGUCCCAAGUUGCUAAGCUGGGAAACGCGUUUCAGGAUUGCCUUAGGGACUGCGAAAGGGAUUGCGUAUCUGCACGAAGGGUGUAGGGACUGUAUCAUUCACUGUGAUAUCAAACCGGAGAAUAUUCUCUUGGACAGUGAUUACAACGCUAAAGUAUCUGACUUCGGACUGGCCAAGCUCGUUGGCCGUGACUUCAGCAGGGUUCUUGCCACUAUGAGAGGUACAUGGGGAUACGUUGCUCCUGAGUGGAUAUCGGGUUUACCCAUCACGACUAAAGCUGAUGUGUAUAGCUUCGGAAUGACACUGUUGGAGCUUAUCGGUGGUCGAAGAAAUGUAGUUAGCGAUACACCAGGAGGAGAGAAAGAGGAGAAAGAACCCGAGAAAUGGUUCUUUCCUCCAUGGGCAGCGCGUGAAAUCAUACAAGGAAAUGUGGACUCGGUUGUCGACGCUAGACUCAACGGAGAAUAUAACAGUGAAGAGGCGACGAGGAUGGCCACGGUGGCGAUAUGGUGCAUACAAGACAAUGAAGAGAUAAGGCCGGCAAUGGGAACGGUGGUGAAGAUGCUUGAAGGAGUUGUGGAGGUGACGGUUCCUCCACCGCCUAAGUUGAUACAAGCUCUUGUCUCAGGCGACUCAUAUAAUGGAGUGGGCAAUGGUUUGAGCGGCACAAGUUGUAGUGAAGGCAGGGGUUGUUCUGAUCUCAUGACUGGAUUGUCUAGCCCUGGCUCACGGUCGUCUUUCGGUGGUAAACCUCCUCCUUCUCUCUGAUCAGUCUGUAGAUGGUUUUUUUAGAAAACGGUCUUAAAUGUGUGUGUGUGUUUUUUUUCUGCUCUCUAAGAGGGUUUAAUUAGUAGUAUAAUCUCUAGUUGUUGGUAGUGUGGAGAAUGAAGCCUUGAUUUGUCAUUUGCUAUUAAUCAAAAGGAAAAGGAUGAGAUUUAGUCAA
Molecule: messenger RNA, 2911 nt
Organism: Brassica napus (rape)
Lineage: Eukaryota; Viridiplantae; Streptophyta; Magnoliopsida; Brassicales; Brassicaceae
Product: G-type lectin S-receptor-like serine/threonine-protein kinase SD2-2
Exons: 2
Coding region: 235-2736 (833 amino acids)
Biological process (GO): protein phosphorylation; recognition of pollen
Molecular function (GO): protein serine/threonine kinase activity; ATP binding
Source: RefSeq, a predicted model, not a curated record